GAAGAAGAAGAAGGAGAGAAAACCGAAAAAUAUGAGGACAGUGUACAGCAAGGAUGGGAAUCUCACAAAUUUACGGUUUUGCCACUGUUCCCAAGUUCGCACCCUUACCCCAAAAUCCUCAUUCCUCGUUUCUCUCAUUCAAGUUCCAAACUUUACCCUCUCCAUCACAACAAAAACCUUUCCCUUUCGAUCUUCCUCCAUUCUCUGCGGAAUCAACCGUCGAUGUGUGAAUAAUAAUUGUCGUCGUUGGGUGAUUCGAGCAUCAAUGGCAUCUUCCACGUCAUCCCCAACACAGAGAGAGCGAUUCUCUGUGCUGUUUGUGUGCCUCGGCAACAUAUGCAGAAGCCCAGCUGCGGAAGGAGUAUUCCAGGACUUGGUUAAGAAAAGGGGUCUCGAUUCAAAGUUCAACAUCGAUUCUUGUGGCACCAUCGAUUAUCACGAGGGGAAUGAAGCGGAUCCGAGAAUGAGGGAAGCAUCAAAGAAGCGUGGGAUUCAGAUAACUUCAAUUUCGAGGCCGAUCAAGCCAUCUGAUUUCGUUGAUUUUGAUCUUAUUCUAGCUAUGGACAUGCAAAACAGAGAGGACAUAUUGGAGUCUUUCAAUAGUUGGAGAGCCAGAUAUAAGUUACCAGAUGAUGCACAUAAAAAGGUUAAGUUGAUGUGCUCCUAUUGUAAGAAGCAUGAUGAAAGUGAAGUCCCGGAUCCUUAUUAUGGUGGACCGCAAGGGUUUGAAAAGGUAUUAGAUUUGCUUGAAGAUGCUUGCGGAUCAUUGCUAGAAAAUAUUUUGGCUGAAAAUGAACAUGUACGACAAUCCUAAUACGUUUUACCUGGUCAAUAGGUCCAUUUUUGGUGAAAAAUAUGUCUGUUUUUACAUAAUUGUCAAAAUUACCAUUUAUUUAACCCCCAAUUUCAAUGAAUGUAAACCCAUUGUCACGCAUAAAAUAUAUACGAUUCUUUUGUUCAUCUUGUGCACCAGAAUGAACACCGGACACGAUAUUAUAGCAGAUAAAAAUUAUAUUGUUCCAAGUCCUUCCAAGGGACAGAUACUAGUUCUUAUCUGCAUUUGCUGCAUUGCACCCAACAUUUAUCUUUCACUUGAUACUAAAGCUAGCACCGAAUGUUAGCAUUUCUCAAGUUAGGGAAGAUACCAACAACUUGUAUUGACUUCCAAUCAUAAGUGAGUAAGCUAAAUUGCAA
Molecule: messenger RNA, 1194 nt
Organism: Arachis duranensis
Lineage: Eukaryota; Viridiplantae; Streptophyta; Magnoliopsida; Fabales; Fabaceae
Exons: 5
Coding region: 32-814 (260 amino acids)
Biological process (GO): protein dephosphorylation
Molecular function (GO): protein tyrosine phosphatase activity
Source: RefSeq, a predicted model, not a curated record